Sitophilus oryzae (rice weevil) is the source of this 724-nucleotide messenger RNA. RefSeq lists its product as uncharacterized. Lineage: Eukaryota; Metazoa; Arthropoda; Insecta; Coleoptera; Curculionidae. The record is from RefSeq and is a predicted model, not a curated record. The coding region runs from base 74 to 430 and encodes 118 amino acids. The transcript has 3 exons.
GAUGUUAAAGCUGCGAAGUAAACAUAGCAAGGUAGUCGCGCGCCAAACGAACUUCUAACCAUUUGAAUAAAAAAUGAAGUCCAGUGUAGUUUUGCUGUUUUGUUUUUUGGGAUUAGUCUUGUGUGACAUCCCAGAUAUCGAUGAAGAUGAAUUUUUCACGCUUGUCAUGAGCGUUCCGCACCGAGACCUUUCAGAGAGAUACUUGUUUUUGAAAGAGCAUAUAUUGCAAGGAGGAAAACUAUACAGUACUGGCUAUUCUGAAGAGGAUCUAGAUGAUAAUUCUAAAAUAUCAAUACAAAUUUACAAGUUCUUGUACAAUAGUGAUGCCGAUUUAGAUGAGAUAGUGUCAGAUCUGCAAGUGGAUGAUACUGUAUGUCUUCCUGUUAUUGGAUGUAUUGAUCCUGGAGAUUCAGCUGUUAGGCCAACAUAAACUAAUGUAUUUAAAAAAUAUAUAUAUCUAGAAAUUGUAUAUAAAUAAAUCAUUCCUAUGUAUAAUGAAUUAAGUUACCAAAUUGCUUAAAAUUUGAUACCAUUGUUUUUCUGCAACUAUUUCUCUAUGAGUAUAAUUAAAAAACAAAUUACUUAACAUGAUUGGUUGUAUAAGAUGGGCCUUUAUAAGCUAUUGUGUUUAAAAAAUGGAAUACUUUUAGUGAAAAUAUAUUACCUAAUAAAUAAGCUCAUAAGAUAUGUAAAUACAUAAAUGGAGGUUUGUUAUUUAUAACUG